Labeo rohita (rohu) is the source of this 1763-nucleotide messenger RNA. Its product is annotated as ethanolamine-phosphate cytidylyltransferase-like. The transcript is spliced from 14 exons. The record is from RefSeq and is a predicted model, not a curated record. Gene Ontology annotation, cellular component: cytoplasm. NCBI's taxonomy places the organism in Eukaryota, Metazoa, Chordata, Actinopteri, Cypriniformes, Cyprinidae. Gene Ontology annotation, molecular function: ethanolamine-phosphate cytidylyltransferase activity. The coding region runs from base 287 to 1495 and encodes 402 amino acids. Gene Ontology annotation, biological process: phosphatidylethanolamine biosynthetic process.
UUUGCUGGCCGGCAGAGGAGGCGUUGUCCCACAUUAGAGCGUCACCUUCAUUUAAUGCAGAAGCCGGCUAUCCUGUAGAAGGACAAAGGUUUCCCGGUCCUGUAACACACACUGAAUACCAGUGAAUAUAGUGAAUAUCCGAGAUUUGGCUUUGUUUUGUGCUGAAGUGCUUGUAAAUAGGGCUGUAUAAAAUGAUGAAGAACGGGCAUCAUGUGAGCAACGCUCCGGCCGCCGCAGCCUGCAGUCCGGAGAAGAGGAGGCGUACAGUCCGCGUCUGGUGCGAUGGAUGAGUUUCGCUAAUGUGACCAUGCCUCAAGAGCAAGAUACAGACACAAUCAGCCCUCCCUGCAUGCUCCAGAGGAAGAUCAAAGAUUCCUUGUCACAUCUGUCUAAUAUUCACCCUCCUUCCAUCUUCAAAAGUGUCUUCAAUGCAGCUAAGUCAACUUUUCCUGUUGUCCUCGUCGCUUGUUUAUCCAGUUAUGACAUGGUCCAUUAUGGGCAUUCCAACCAACUUCGACAAGCCAAGGCUAUGGGGGACUAUCUCAUUGUGGGAGUGCAUACUGACGAGGAGAUUUCUAAGCACAAAGGUCCUCCAGUGUUCACUCAAGCUGAGAGAUAUAAGAUGGUGCGAGCAAUCAAGUGGGUGGAUGAAAUUGUGGAAGGAGCUCCAUACGUCACCACGCUUGAGACUCUGGACAAAUAUUGCUGUGAUUUCUGUGUUCAUGGAGAUGACAUCACUCUUACUGUGGAUGGGAAAGACACAUAUGAAGAAGUGAAGAUGUCGGGUCGGUACAGAGAGUGUAAGAGAACCCAAGGUGUGUCCACUACAGACCUGGUCGGCCGCAUGCUGCUCAUGACCAAAGCUCAUCAUAGCAACAUGGGCAGUUCAGACUAUCAGCAACACACAGACAACUUUGGAAGAGGCCCUAAGGGCCACAGUCCCUGGACUGGAGUGUCACAGUUCCUGCAGACGUCCCAAAAAAUCAUCCAGUUUGCCUCAGGCAAGGAACCACAGCCUGGAGACACCAUCAUCUAUGUGGCUGGAGCUUUUGACCUAUUCCACAUUGGCCAUGUGGAUUUCCUGGAUGCAGUGUCGCAGCUUUCAGAGAAGCCAUAUGUUAUUGUGGGCUUGCACUUUGAUCAGGAGGUGAAUCGUUACAAGGGGAAAAACUAUCCAAUCAUGAACAUCCAUGAGAGGACUCUGAGUGUGCUGGCCUGUCGAUAUGUCUCUGAGGUUGUUAUAGGAGCACCGUAUGCUGUCACAAAAGACUUACUGGACCAUUUUAAGGUAGACCUGGUGUGCCAUGGAAAAACUGAAGUGUUUCCUGACAGAGAUGGAUCAGACCCAUAUGCUGUACCCAGGAAAAUGGGAAUAUUGCGAACAGUGGAUAGUGGAAACAGUCUCACCACUGAUAACAUUGUCCAGAGGAUCAUCAAAAACAGGCUGCUGUUUGAGGCGAGAAACCAGAAAAAGAGGCCAAAGAGAUGGCGGUAAUCCAGGCCAUGAAGCGACGAGAAGAAGAGAAGGCUAAAGAGAGACCACAGGCUGUGCUGUAGGAAAAAAAAAAAACAUCAUCAAAGACUAACAAAACCCAGAACGUGCAGUUGACUCUUUUCUAAUGUGUCCACAUUCUGGAUUUACAUACUCUCAGAACACCAGCAGCCAGGAGCUCCUUUUAUCGCAAAAUUAGCAUGUGUUGUUUUGGGAGCUGCGUGUCCAUAUAGACAGCAUCUACUUUUGUGAACCACUCUCGCACUCUCCA